Molecule: messenger RNA, 2058 nt
Organism: Cetraspora pellucida
Lineage: Eukaryota; Fungi; Glomeromycota; Glomeromycetes; Diversisporales; Gigasporaceae
Source: the annotation of a GenBank genome assembly
AUGUUUUAUUCGGAGGCUAUUUUGUCAAAAAAGGGCCCAUUGGCGAAAGUGUGGCUAGCUGCGCACUGGGAACGAAAACUGAGUAAAGCACAAUUUUUACAGACAAAUAUACAGACUUCUGUGGGCGCUAUUCUCGGUGGAGACCAACCACCAAUGGCACUACGAUUAUCAGGACAAUUGUUACUGGGAGUUGUUCGCAUAUAUUCAAGAAAAGCGAAAUAUCUGCUUGAUGACUGCAACGAAGCUUUACAUAAAAUUAAAAUGGCAUUUAGACCAGGUGAAGUUGAUUUAGUUGAAGAACAACGAAUAGCAAAUUUUGAAUCUAUUACAUUACCUGAUAAUAUUACGGAGUUUGAUAUAUUAUUACCGGAUCCCAGCCUUAAUAUGAAACAGUGGUCCGAUAUAACACCGGUUGCAACUACUAGUUCAUCAAACAUCUCCAGACCCCAAGACAUUACCAUAAGAGAUAAUUUUGAUGUUUCUUUAACUUCAAAUAUUGGAGAUGAUUUACUAGGUGAUGCUUUCGACACAGAAGAUGGACGAGGUCUAGAUCUUGAUUUGGACGAUGAGCUCGAUCCGAAGACGCUUGGUCACGAUACCAGAUCCGAAAGUAACGAUGGUUCUGCUGAAAUUGAAAUUGCGAGAGAUGCACAACCUGAGCUGUCGAUGACAAUAGAAGAUGUAAUUGGUGGCAGUAGCAAAAAUGCCAUCGAAGAUGAUCCAUUGAUGAUAGCAGAUGAUGGACCUGAGCUAAAUUUGAUGGAUGAUAAUUUAUUGGAUGAUAAUCUUUUAGAGGACACAGUAGAUAUGCCAACUUUGGAUAUCGGUAGACCAUCAUCAGAAGGUCUUGAAACAGGACCACUAGAAAUGGAUGUUGAUCUUGACGCAACUAUAGAGACAACCAUUAAUACAGAAACUGAUAAACCGACCAUUACAAUCACGGAUGAAUUUCAAAAUCAAGAAGACGGAACGGUUGAAGAGACUAUGAGGUUCACUCCAUUGUCCCCACGAAGUCCUGAACAAGAAGUUCCAGAGCUAUUUCAAGAUGAAAUUAUUCAACCUGUAACACCAAACCGCAGAAAACGUAAAUUGAUCGUAGAUGAAGUAACAGAAUUACCAAAUAGGCAUAUCGCAGACCAAAUUAGAGAUACUUCCGAUAUUUUGAUUACGCCAUCUUUUCUUCAAGCAUCACGCAAUUUACUACGAAUUGGAGAGAUUAGACAAACGGGUGCUUCUUAUUACCUUGAUUUAAAUGUUCCGCAUAAUCUUAUGCCGCAAUUUCAUCAUCUUUUUGCUCGAAAACGUCUGAGAAUGACACCAUCACCGCCCCCUGAUGAUUAUAAUCAAGAAGAGGCCGUUCAAGCUGGGCCAUCCCGAGUUGAUAACCCAAUACACGAGGCACUUAAUGAACAUGAAAACACUAAUACAUAUGACGAUUUAGAUUUUCAAAAUACAUAUAAUAGCCCAAUUCCUGAUCAAGAAUCAACAAAAGGUUCUGUCAUAGAAGAAAUAGAGAAGGAUAAAGGUCGAGAAAAGACUCACAAAAAAACCGAUAAAGAAAGUGUUGUCGAGCAAAGCCUGGUCACACCAGUAGAAUCAACAUCAGAACAUGAUGAUGCUGAAAAUAAUUUCGACACGAUAUCUCAUGAAAAUGAUAAUGCACUAGAUGUUACUAGUCCCAUUGACGAUGGAGAAUCAUCACACAGUCAUGAUAUAACUAUCUUUGAUCAAGACGAACCGCAAGAUCAGCAAACUACAGGAAAUGAAUCUGGAUACAGCAAGAAUACGGUUAAAGCAAUGCGACUUUUGAGAGAUAAAUGUCGUGGAGAAGUAAGUGAUCGUCCUAAUGGAAAGUCAAAAAGUCCGGCGCAGGUGGUUGUCAGCUACGAAUCAGUCGUUGGCACGGCUAAACGACGAGAUGCUGUUAAGUUGUUCUUUGAAUUAUUAGUUUUAAAUACUAAAGAUGUUAUUCACGUGAAACAAGAUAAACCAUACAGUGAUAUAGAAAUUUUAUGCAAAGACAAAUUAUUUGAUCUACUAGAUGAAGGUGUCGUUUAA